AUGAAGUCCAAUAGACAUUUCCAGUCCUCCAGCAACUUGGUGGCACAAUCAAAACAAAAACCCCGAACUUACAAGCAGCCAUGGCGGAAACUCAUGUGGUUGGACCAGAACUAUCCUGAUAACUACGUCGAUUCGUCGUUCUUGUCCCAAUUGAAAAGAAACACCACGGUAUCACAAUACUCGUAUUGGAAGCUUGUCAGUGACUUCAGCUUGAUUAGUAUGCACUUGUGCGAUACCUCCAUCGUCAUAAUCAUCUUUUACGGGCUCUACAACCGCAAUUGGUCCCCGUACAUGCCCACGUUGAUUUGUUCGUUGCUCACAAUAUUGGGGUACUUUGCCUGGGAUUUUUUGGCGAUUCUAAAAAACAAGGUCAGUGGUAACCUCCAAGAAAAGCUCUCGACCCUCAAAUCAUCGCUUUUGAUCGUGUUCACUAUCUUGACCUUGUCUCCCGUGCUUAGAUCUUUGACGAAAUCCACCUCGUCGGACUCGAUUUGGGCCCUUAGCACCUGGUUGACGAUUUUCAAUGUCAUCUGUCAUAAUUACGAGUUCGAUAUCUCUAAAGAAAUCAAAUACCGGGCAUCAGUGCUCUCAACGAACAUCUUGUUCUCGAACGUGAUUGUAUUAUCCUCGAGACUCAGCUCCAACAUGUCGGUAUUUUGCUUUAUUUUGGUGUCUAUCCAAGUGUACGGGUUGUUCCCGGUAUUCCAAUAUAGACUAAGAAAGAAUUUGAGCCAUACAAUAUGUUCGUGGCUUGGGAUCGUGUACUUUGCCAUUGUCAGUAUGUUGAUGUCGAGAAUAAUCCAGAAUUAUAUCAUUGUUUUCAGCUGGUUUUCCAUCAACUUCUUUAUAAUCUUUUUUUGUCCCGGGUACUUUAUCUUCCUACAACAGUAUAAGAACGAGCUCCAAGGACCCUGGGAUCCUGCUAGACCAAAAUUCUAA
Molecule: messenger RNA, 939 nt
Organism: Saccharomycopsis crataegensis
Lineage: Eukaryota; Fungi; Ascomycota; Saccharomycetes; Ascoideales; Saccharomycopsidaceae
Gene: GPI2
Product: phosphatidylinositol N-acetylglucosaminyltransferase
Exons: 1
Coding region: 1-939 (312 amino acids)
Biological process (GO): GPI anchor biosynthetic process
Cellular component (GO): glycosylphosphatidylinositol-N-acetylglucosaminyltransferase (GPI-GnT) complex; membrane
Source: RefSeq, a predicted model, not a curated record